Andrographis paniculata is the source of this 2728-nucleotide messenger RNA. Its product is annotated as pentatricopeptide repeat-containing protein At1g26460, mitochondrial-like. NCBI's taxonomy places the organism in Eukaryota, Viridiplantae, Streptophyta, Magnoliopsida, Lamiales, Acanthaceae. The coding region runs from base 124 to 1947 and encodes 607 amino acids. Gene Ontology annotation, molecular function: protein binding. The transcript has 7 exons. The record is from RefSeq and is a predicted model, not a curated record.
AAAAUGCCCAUACUGUCUGCAAAAUUUCAUUUAGAAGCAAUCCCGCCGGCCGCCGCUCCCGGCUUUUCUCGUUUCCCCCGAACUUUCCCAAUCGCUAAACCCUAAACCCCUAAUUUCCCCGCCAUGGAAUUGGCUGCAAUUUUGUUGUUCGCGAGGUUGCGAUGUUGCGUUAGGCGGAGCGGAUUUCAGUCCGUCUCUACAUUCGUUCACCACCGCCGAGGAGCGCCGCCGGAAGAGCCUCAUGUUCGGCGGAGGCAUCAGUCGCUGAGCACUACAUACGAAGCAAACUGGCGCAGACCUAUGGCUGCGGCGACUCCCGUCGAAAAUGUGGCCCAAAUACCUGUCAGUCUGGGGUUUCUCCGCCUAAUUCCGACGGAACGAAUGCGACUGAUGGCGCGAACACUUGACGCGAAGGGUUUGACGGACCGAUUCGCCGGUUGGAUGGCGGAACAGCGGUGGGCGGAUGUGAAGCAGCUGUUUGAGUUCUGGAUUCGUGGAACGGAUGCAAAUGGAAAGCCGAAUAAGCCUGAUGUGAAGGUGUACAAUUAUUAUUUGCAGGCGAAUUUCUUGGUGGGGGCGUCUUCGAGCGAAUUGCUUGAUUUUGUGGCGCAGAUGGAUGGUUUUGGUGUGUCUCCAAAUACGGCGUCGUUUAACCUUGUGCUCAGGGCUAUGCACCAGGCCGGUGAAACGGCGGCCGCCGAGAAAUUGAUUGAAAGGAUGAUUCAGAUUGGGAAAGAUUAUAAGGAAGCUUCACCGGAUGAGGAAUCGUACAAGUUGAUUGUUAGCUUACUCUUUUCAGAUAACCGGAUUGAUUCUGCCGUGAACUACAUUGAUCUGUCCAUGAAAUCUGGAUAUAUGUUGUCCACAAAUGCAUUCAUUGUCUGCGUACGAAGUUGUGUUAAUAAUGGAAGGCUAGACGCCUUGCUAUCAAUUAUGGACCGAUUCAAGAAAAUGCAUAAGAGCAAACCUUUCCAGCCCCCUUGGCAUGUGUGCACUUAUAUUGCCGAUGUUGCAAUGCAAUCAGAUAAGAGUGAGUUAGCUUAUUGUGCUUUCGAAUUCAUGGCCAAAUGGAUGGCUGGAGGUGAAACCACUAGGCCAGCUCUUCCUUCUAUGGAUGAAGGGUUGGUUGUAUCUGCGCUUGCAACUGCUGGUCGAAUGUACAAUUCUAAACUCCUGGAUUGUUCAUGGGCGGUCCUCAAGUGCUCGUUGCGACAACAUAAGGCUCCUGCUCCUGAAUCGUAUCUCGGGAAAAUAUAUGCUCAUGCUAACAUGGGGAACAUACUUAAGGCUUUUAGUACUUUGCAUGAAUUCGAGGCAGUGUAUGGAAACUCCGAGCGAGAAGAUGUGGAGGGUCUUUUCUCUCCUUUUUAUUCCUUAAAUCCUCUGGUCAUAGCAUGCACUAAGAAAGGUUUCACGACCUUGGAUGCAGUGUUUGAGGGUUUAUAUCAUGCUCAUCCUCAUAUCAAGUCCAUUGCUGCUGUAAAUUGUAUAAUUCUUGGUUGUGCAAAUAUGUGGGAUGCUGAUCGCGCUUACCGUAUUUUUAAUUCUAUUGAUGCCACCUUUGGAUUGACCCCGAACAUCGAUUCAUACAAUGCCCUUAUAUGCGCCUUUGGGAAGCUCAAAAAGACGGAUGACGCUGUAAAAGUGUUUGAUCAAUUUGUCGCACUGGGUGUGAAACCGAAUAUCAUUACAUACUCUCAGCUUAUUGAUGCGCAUCUCAUUGUUCAUGAUCUGAAGGCUGCUCUUGCAACAAUUAACAGCAUGAUAGGUGCUGGCUAUGAACCAUCGAAGGAAAUUCUAAAAAAGGUACGGAGGCGAUGCAUUCGUGAAAUGGACUACAAAUCUGACGACCAAGUGGACUCCUUGGCAAGAAAAUUCAAUAUUCGAAUGGGCACAGAGGUCCGGAGGGACAUGCUAUUUAAUCCUCAAUCUGACAAGGAUGAAUGAAGUUAAACUUGGAAUUGAAAGACGAGCAACUCUAAUUAGGACAGAAUUCAUCCCUAUAAUGCUCCACAAAACAUGAAGUACAAGAUCCAUUCGGAACUCCCAUAGUCCUAUUGAAUCAAGUUCAACCACGUCUAUUGUCAAGUAAUAUCGAAUUAGUAAUCAAUCCUUAGUGUACAUUCCUCAGGUCUGAAGAUGAAGAUUCGGGGAGGCAAAGUAUAUUAUUAUCCGUCAUUAUUGCUCGGAGCCUGAAUGUGACAUAAUUUACGGCAGCUAUCUUGGGCUUAGUUUUACAGUAUCUGAAGCUGUGUCUUCAAAUGCUGAAGAAAUAUAAAAAAGAGGUUUUCUUCAGAUCAGCACUACUCAGACUUGUAACAGCUAGAAGGUAACUUCCUAUGCUUACAAUUUAUUUCCCUGUUGAUGAUAUGUAUAUAUCUAAAAAUGUUCGAAGAUGCUUUCGACGUAGCUGUUGAGGCAGUUAUCGACAAGAUCACAAAGUUGAGGAAGGCAAUGGGACCUCAUGAAUUGGACCCAUAAUUCUCUAAUCCCAAAAAAGACAUCAUUCAUGGACGAUACUAAAAUUCGUCGGGGUCGUCUUUUGGUAAAAUCCCAUCCCAAGUGUGCACAAGUGCUUUGGAUGCCAAUGAGGUAUGAUAGAUAGAUAUUAUUUCCUAGAUCAUACAUUCGCCAAUCCUUAUUGAAAUGAAUUAUAAUGUAUAUUGUGUGUACUUGUAUUAUAUUAAAUUAAAGAUUUAUUAUUUUAUUUUAUUGUAUUGUGUGCUUU